Botrytis byssoidea is the source of this 1473-nucleotide messenger RNA. RefSeq lists its product as uncharacterized. The transcript has 2 exons. The record is from RefSeq and is a predicted model, not a curated record. Lineage: Eukaryota; Fungi; Ascomycota; Leotiomycetes; Helotiales; Sclerotiniaceae. Bases 1 to 1473 code for a protein of 490 amino acids.
AUGAGUAGCUCAACCCCAUAUCGUCAACACAAAUCAAGACAACGGGAAAGAUCAGCCAAACGUUCUGCCCCCCAAUCCCGCUCAGGAGAAUUAUCCCGCUCAGGAGGAGUUUCAGAGCAUCUUGGAUACACAGAAAAUGUGACCAGUCAACGUAGCUGGAGAGAGAAAGAUGCCUCUGCAAAGACCAGCCCUCGUCCUCGGCUUUCUCGAGAUCAACCUAGAAGCGGCAGUGAAACUUUCUCUCCGCUAGAAGCACCAAAAUUACAGCAAGAAACUGUGUAUUCGAGUAAUGAAAGACAGCAUUUUCAAGGAACCCCGAAAAAGAUGGCCAAGCUCGCCGUAACAUCUAAUUCCAGAAUCGGUUCAGAAGUUUCGAACCAGUCGAGAGAUUCAUACCACCCAGGAGAAUCGCCCCACUCAGGAGGUCUUCCAAAUCAUCUCAAUAACAGCCCUCAUCAUCCGUCGGAUACCCAAACACCACCACGUUCUCAAGGAGAACAUCCGACACACGUCUACCCCAAUUUUUAUCGCUCGGCGGAUGCGCGAUUACACCCAAAUCUUCGAAAAGUAGUGCAGCUGGAUCCUGGCCCUUUUCGUUCAGGGAAUGCUCGAGCGCCAUCCCAACCGCAAAGAGGAGCUCCCAGCUACUCUAAUCCCAUACCUCAGUGCCCAUCAAAUCUCCAAGGGCAACCAGCACAGCAAGAGCAAUUUCAUGAAGGUAGGCGUCAAGGCCAGUCUAUUCCCCCACAGUUAGUUUCUGCUGCCGCGGACUCAAUACCUCUCCCUCAAAAAUUGAAUUUUCGUACACCCCACGGCACUCGCCCCCCUACUACCGAGCAAGCACAACAGAUAACAAUCGAAGGAAUCCGACCAUCUCGAGAAAGAGAUCUAAAUCGAAAUCCUUAUCCAGACCCAGAGUUCCCUCCGGAUCUAAGAGAUGGCGAUCAGUCUCGUGGUAGACCUCCCCUACAGGAAGUCGCGCGCGGUCAAAAACAAGCCGGCUCAAAUAAGUCUUCGAUCUCGGGUGCACAUAGCAGCGAUCUCGGUGGCUUAGACUCGUGCGAAAGCUCGCAAAGCUCAUCUCCUCGCGAUGACAGAAGAAGAUCAUCCUCACAAAGAGAGUUUGUCAAAUCCAAUUACCCGUGGAAACACAGUUUUCCGGGUGAUUGGAAAAAUCCCAAAUCUAGACAGAUCCGAGAUAGUAGUCUCCUAGGGAAAGUCUUGGAGCACGCAGGAUAUGUAGAUGCCAUGACCUCAAAAGGCUUAGUGCGCAAACCCGAACCCAGAUCAAAAUUCAAAAAUAAUAAUUCAAAGGGUCGCGGUGACCGUAAAUCAAACCAUAAAAGCGACCAUCGUAAGUGGCAUGAUAACCAUUCUUCUGAACAAUUCGACGAUGAAUCUGUUGAAGGGCAGCCUCUCCCUGGCUCUCCCCAUCAAUUCGACACUAGGCCUCACAGAUCUACUAGACAGUAA